GAACAACGAAUGAAUGGCGUGUAUGAAAGUUGAAAAUGUUUUUUUGACUUAGAAAAUAGAAAAGUUACAUACAUAUUAAUUGAAUUUAAGGAUAAAAAUAUUCGCUGCACAUACCCCUAUGGAUACAUGUGACGUUGUAAGGGGGGGAAAUAAAUAAAAGGUUGGGUGGGCAGAGUGUGUUUGUAAUUGUACCAAUAGGAUUGAAUUUGAGAGGUUUGCUUUAUUGUGAUGGGCGUAUCCCCUGAUAUUCUGGAGGAGGCCUUGGCUCUAGCCUCCCUAUCCACUAACGUAGACGGUUACAUCUCUAUAUGCGGUUACGGCUCUCUCCUCUCCGAGAAAAGUGCCAGAAGCACGUUUCCCCAACUAACUAACUUCCGAACCGCCAGAUUAACCGGUUUCCGCCGUCUCUUCUCCAUCGUUGGAUCCUUCUUUUUCACUCAUCAAAUCGCCAACCUCGAAACUCAGGAAAUUGCUGGCCUCUCUGUUGAACCUUGUCAAGGUGAAACCAUUAUUGUUACUGUUUUUGAUAUUCACAAAACUCAGAUUCCCGCCUUUAUUCAAAGAGAGCGCGAAUAUCGCUUUUUAGCUGUUGUUCCUGAAACAUUAGAUGGGAAGCCCUUUACCAAUCCAGCAGUCCUUUGUGCAUCUUACACUGAUGAGGAAUUCUUUAAAUUUAAAUGCAGUGAGGGAAGGGAAAUAUAUUUUCAACAAUAUGGAGAAUGUAAUAUCCAUAAGAUUUGGCGGGAUGACGUUUUACCAUGCCGUGUUUAUCUUCGACACUGUGUCCUAGCAGCAAAAAGCCUCGGUGAUGAAGCAUACAGUAACUUCUUGGAUCAUACCUUCCUUGCUGAUCGCAAAACAACAAUACAACAGUACUUGGAGAAAAUGGGCACAAGCAUCAUGGAAGAAGAACCUCCUGAAUCUUUGAAAACACGAUAUGGCGGUUGAUUAUAUCCAAUAGUCGCUACACUUGUCAGUUGUCGCCAAAGCUCUGGCCUAUGGAGUUUUCCAUUUCUGAAUUUGAAAAUCCCCGUGUACUUUCGAUGUGUGAAACACAGACAAGUGCAUUAUUUUUCACGAAUCUAUAUGCGUCCAAUAUUGAUGUGUAUGGAUUGCAUAUCUACGAUCGCUGCAAAGUGCAGCAGCCUAGCAUGAAAAUAAAAUUAUGUAUAGAUUCAAAUAUUGUGAACUUUCCUAUUGGUUGUAAUUAUGCAGUAUUUGUACUGUGAUGAUAGAUAAACCAAAGCUAGUCAUCAAAAAGUCUGCCUCAUUUUAUUUUCACUA
Molecule: messenger RNA, 1284 nt
Organism: Cicer arietinum (chickpea)
Lineage: Eukaryota; Viridiplantae; Streptophyta; Magnoliopsida; Fabales; Fabaceae
Source: RefSeq, a predicted model, not a curated record